Messenger RNA from Triplophysa rosa, 872 nucleotides. Its product is annotated as interferon-induced GTP-binding protein MxB-like. Bases 69 to 629 code for a protein of 186 amino acids. NCBI's taxonomy places the organism in Eukaryota, Metazoa, Chordata, Actinopteri, Cypriniformes, Nemacheilidae. Gene Ontology annotation, biological process: defense response to virus. The transcript has 3 exons. Gene Ontology annotation, molecular function: microtubule binding; GTPase activity; GTP binding. Gene Ontology annotation, cellular component: microtubule; nucleus; cytoplasm. The record is from RefSeq and is a predicted model, not a curated record.
GUUUAACCUGACCACUGGUGAAGAGGUUAAAUGUAAAUCAGACCUCAUGAUUUUCCAAGAGCUUAGGGAUGAAUUUGCACGAUGGAAGUUCCUCUUGGACCGUUCGGGAAGGAUCUACUAAGAUUGAAGCUAUCAAGCAGGAGAAAGAAUCGCUGGCCGCGUCCAUGUUGAGGACUCAGUUCAAGAUGGAGCUCAUUGUUUACAGUCAAGAUGGCACAUACAGUCAAAGCCUCCAACAGACAAAAGAGAAACUGGAGGAGGAGGAAGAAGAGGAAACUUCACCAUGUAAACCUAAAUUUAAUCCUAAAAUUCCAUAUUCGUUUAAUUUUGGAAACCCAGUAAUUGGCUCAAGCAGUCACGCCACCUUGCGUGAGAUGAAGCUCCACGUCGAGUCCUAUUACUCAAUUGCAAGCAAGCGUCUAGCUGACCAGGUCCCAAUGGUGAUCCGUUACCAGCUUCUCCAAGAGGCUGCGGCGGAGCUGCAGAGAAACAUGUUGCAGUUGCUGCAGGAGAAGGAUGCUGUAGAUGACCUGCUUAAAGAAGACCACGACAUUGGCCAGAAGCGUGAGCAGUUACUUAACCGCAAGAAGCGGCUAUUGAAAGCACGCAACCUCCUGAAUGCCUUUUAGAAUGUGGUUAUCAUACAGUCAUAUACUGCAGUAUUUCAAUACAACAGUGUUAAAGAAACCCCGAGCAGCAUGGGUAGCAAAUACUGUUCACAGUUCCUAAAUCCUUGUUAACGGUUUUAUUUAGUUUGUUAAACACUUAUAUUGCAAUAUUGUUUACAUGUUCCAGAAUUUCCUGUUUAUUUGAUUGAUAAAAUCAUGAUGUACAAAAGCUGCAUUAUGCAAUAAACGUUUUCCAAAUUUUCA